Messenger RNA from Trachemys scripta elegans, 606 nucleotides. It is a transcript of the gene SDHAF4, whose product is annotated as succinate dehydrogenase complex assembly factor 4. The record is from RefSeq and is a predicted model, not a curated record. Gene Ontology annotation, cellular component: mitochondrion. NCBI's taxonomy places the organism in Eukaryota, Metazoa, Chordata, Testudines, Emydidae. The transcript has 3 exons. Gene Ontology annotation, biological process: mitochondrial respiratory chain complex II assembly. Bases 126 to 422 code for a protein of 98 amino acids.
GCCCUGCCCCCUCCCGCAGCGUGGCCCGGCGCCGCUUCCCAGGCGGGGUGAGGGGGCGGCUGCCGCGCAGACUCAGGCCGGCCCUCGCCCCUGCCUGCCUAGCGUCCUCCGCAGCUCGGCUCGGCAUGGCUCUGCGGCUGCUGUUGGGCCGAGCGACGCGGCCAGCUCCGCUGUGCUGCUCUUUGAGGAGAACUAGUUCUAAUGUGGAAGGAAAGUCUGAACCUAUACAGAAAUCCCCUAAAAAAUCAAAAUUACCAGUAGGUCGUCUUGAUGAACCAGAGGAGUCCAAUAGAGAGAGAGAACCACUGGAAAAAUUUCCAGAUGACAUCAAUCCUGCUACAAAGGAAAAGGGUGGACCCAAAGGCCCUGAACCUACUCGUUAUGGAGAUUGGGAGAGAAAAGGACGUUGUAUAGAUUUUUAAUGCACAAAUGUAUCUAUAUUGCUAAUAGUAUGUUUGAUACUUGUUUAAAGAAUUUACUGUAGAUAGAGAAAUUUCACCUAAUUGUUCCUUUUAAUUUUUAAAUGGAGCUUCUUUUUUCCAACAUGUAUUUGAGGAAUAUCCUGAGGAAUGAUUUCUGCAAAUAAACAUUGUUAGUCAAUAUUAA